Messenger RNA from Solanum dulcamara, 2907 nucleotides. Its product is annotated as probable LRR receptor-like serine/threonine-protein kinase At1g63430. NCBI's taxonomy places the organism in Eukaryota, Viridiplantae, Streptophyta, Magnoliopsida, Solanales, Solanaceae. Gene Ontology annotation, molecular function: protein kinase activity; protein binding; ATP binding. The transcript is spliced from 12 exons. Bases 623 to 2683 code for a protein of 686 amino acids. The record is from RefSeq and is a predicted model, not a curated record. Gene Ontology annotation, biological process: protein phosphorylation.
GUUUACUAGUGUUUAGCUAUUGUAGCUAUAGAGAAUUGUAUUUAUGAGAAAAUAUUCAAAGUUUGAUCAAUCAAGGCCACGCUUGUAAAGGCCCACACUUCCUUUAGUCCGCCGCUCCUUCUAUAUCUAAUCUUUUAUCAUCUCCUUCUCCAUUUUCUGCUUGAUUUUUCUAAUUUAACAUAUAGUUUUUAAACCCAAAAUUCUUCUUCUUUGAACUCUCUCUGUUUCUGGCACCAAAUCUCUCUUUGAACCCAAGGUUUUUUUUAAAACUAAGUUGGUGACACUUAAUAGUAGUUUCCACUCAAAGGGGUUGUUAAAGAUUUAGAUUCUUGAAUUCACUCUUAAGCUUUGUUUCUGUUUUCUUUAGUGUUUAUCUUUCUACCUUCACUUCUAAAAAAGACAACUUUAUCUUUUUCCAGCUUUUCUUUGUUUGUUUUCAUCUGUUAUUAAAAUCCACCGACUUGGGUUUAUCUUUUGAACCUUUUGCUUUCUAGGUAUUUUUUCUUUUUGUUGAUUCUUGAAGUUCUUGGAAACUGUUUCUUCAGAUGGGUUCUUUCAGUUCUGGGGUUUUGUAGAAACGUAUAGUGUGUUCUAGUGGUGAGGAAUUAUUUGGGGAAAAAAGAUGAGAACUUGUGUUUUAUUGCAAGUUUUAGUUACUGUUGGACUGUCUCUUGGGAUCUGUGAUGCUUUUCCAUCAAAUGAAGUUUAUGCUCUCAAUACAUUCAAGGAAGCUAUAUAUGAAGACCCUCUUCUGGUUUUGUCAAAUUGGAAUGGUUUAGAUUCAGACCCUUGUGGUUGGGCUGGAAUCUUUUGUUCUAUGGCUGAAGAUCAUGUCAUAAAAAUUAAUAUUUCUGGCGCUUCGUUGAAGGGUUUUCUUUCACCCAAUUUGCAUCUACUCUCCUCUUUGCAAGAACUAAUUUUGCAUGGAAAUGUACUGAUUGGUACAAUUCCUAAGGAGAUUGGCCUAUUGAAAAACCUGAAGGCCUUGGAUUUGGGUGCUAACCAGCUAACAGGACCAAUUCCUCCCGAGCUUGGAAAUUUGACAAACAUUAUGAAAAUAAACCUACAAUCUAACGGAUUAACAGGGAAAUUGCCUGCUGAGCUUGGUAAUUUGAAAUACCUUGAGGAACUUCGGUUGGACAGGAACAAACUCCAAGGGCUAGUGCCUGCUAAUAAUGGAUCAGAUUUUACAUCCGGUGUACAUGGAAUGUAUGCCACUGGUGCCAGCGCUACAGGUUUUUGUCGCACAUCCCAGCUCAAAGUGGCUGAUUUCUCAUUCAACUUUCUUAUUGGAAGCAUUCCAAAGUGUUUGGGUUACCUUCCAAAAUCUAGCUUUCAAGGAAACUGCCUUCAACACAAAGAUCCGAAGCAGCGCUCUGCUUCUCUAUGUGGUGGCACUCCGCCUCCCACUAGCCAUGCAUCAACAUUCAAUAAUAAGCACCAGCCUGUUGAUGAACCGAGACAUCAGGCUUCUUCCAAGCCCACUUGGCUUUUGGCUUUAGAAGUGGUAACAGGAGUUAUGGUGGGUUCUCUUUUCAUUGUAGGUCUUGUGACUGGCCUUCAGAAGCUUAAGAACAAAUCCUCCAUUAUACCUUGGAAGAAAUCGGGAAGUGAGAAAGAUAAUAUGACGAUUUAUGUUGAUACUGGUAUGCUGAAAGAUGUCGUAAGAUACAGCAGACAAGAACUUGAGGUAGCUUGUGAAGAUUUCAGCAACAUCAUUGGAUCAUCACCAGAUAGCGUAGUUUACAAAGGAACCAUGAAAGGUGGACCUGAAAUCGCUGUAAUAUCUCUUUGCGUCAAAGAAGAGCACUGGACAGCCUAUCUAGAACUUUAUUUUCAGAAAGAGGUGGCAGAAUUGUCCAGAAUAAAUCACGAGAACACUGGGAAACUUCUAGGCUAUUGCAGAGAGAGUAGUCCCUUUACGAGGAUGUUGGUGUUUGAAUAUGCAUCUAAUGGAACAUUAUAUGAACACCUUCAUUAUGGAGAAGGAUGCCAACUAUCUUGGACACGCCGGAUGAAAAUAGUUAUUGGCAUUGCCAAGGGACUGGCAUAUUUCCAUUCAGAACUUGACCCCCCAUUUACUAUAUCAGAACUGAAUUCAAAUUCUGUAUAUCUCACAGAAGAUUUUUCUCCCAAGCUUGUUGAUUUCGAAAGUUGGAAGUCAAUAAUUUCCAGAUCAGAAAAGAAUUCGGGUGCUAUCAGUAGUGAAGGAGCAAUAUGUGUCCUUCCAAAUACUCUAGAGAGCCGUCAUCUUGAUGUCCAGGGUAACAUUUAUGCAUUUGGAGUACUGCUACUGGAAAUAAUCAGUGGGAGACCUCCAUAUUGCAAAGACAAAGGGUGCUUAGUAGAUUGGGUAAGCAUUUCUUUUCAUGUGAAAAUUUCCGACUGUGAAAUGACUUUCCCGGUGCAGGACCUGAAUUCGACCUUUUACGUGCAGGCUAAGGAAUUUCUUGAAAUGCCGGAGGUAUUAUCAUACGUUGUGGACCCCGAAUUGAAACAUUUCAAACAGGAAGAUCUCAAAGUGAUUUGUGAGGUGAUCAACCUUUGCAUCCACCCGACUACGAGUAGGAGGGCUUCCAUGAAGGACUUGUGUGCUAUUCUGGAGAGCAACAUUGACACUUCCAUCACUGCAGAGCUCAAGGCGUCUUCUUUGGCGUGGGCCGAGCUUGCACUUUCAUCCUAACUGACAAAGGCUAACAGUAUAUAUAUCCGAAAUAUGUAAUUGUCUAGCGCGUUCUCCUUUUUCUUUUUUGACCUCUCGAUUUCGUUCCCAAUGUGUUCAGGAGUGAUGGUUGAGUUCAUGUAAAUUUUGAGUCUCUAGGAUAAAAUUAGAGUUGAAGAGAUGCUACUGUUGAUUCUUUGUAAACAACUGGUUCUUAUUAAAAUGAAUUGAGUGUUCAUAGUGAA